This is a messenger RNA of Temnothorax curvispinosus, 3690 nucleotides long. Its product is annotated as dual specificity protein phosphatase 10-like. NCBI's taxonomy places the organism in Eukaryota, Metazoa, Arthropoda, Insecta, Hymenoptera, Formicidae. Gene Ontology annotation, cellular component: cytoplasm; cytosol. The transcript has 4 exons. Gene Ontology annotation, molecular function: MAP kinase tyrosine/serine/threonine phosphatase activity; protein tyrosine/threonine phosphatase activity. Gene Ontology annotation, biological process: protein dephosphorylation; negative regulation of MAPK cascade. The record is from RefSeq and is a predicted model, not a curated record. The coding region runs from base 568 to 2376 and encodes 602 amino acids.
AUAAUUUAUAUGUUGCGGAAAAAUAACGUUGCAGUAUUCAAAGUCUUUUUUCCUGAAAAGUUUCCAUAUGUUGAUUUUAUGCAAAUUAAUACAUUUGCCAGUGCUUUUUCACGAGUAAACUUUCUCGGACUGUUUGAUGAUGAUGCCUCUUUGUACAACCGUUCGCGAGAGAUAUCAAUAGGUAUUGCGAGGGUAUCGGGCCCAUCGCUAGUCGCGGGGUCUCACUUGCCGCUCGAAGCGUCGAAUUCCACAGCGUUUACUCAUACGAAAGAACGAACUCGAAGACUUCUCGGGGCCGGAGAGAAACUUCGAUGGCGGAAGAGAAGUGGGAGAGUGGUCGGGCGAGAGAGAGAGAGAGAGAGAGAGAGAGAGAGAGAGAGAGAGAGAGAGAGGAAGAGAGAGGGAAAGAGAGUAACCGAUGGUUUCCCGUUUAAUCGGCCGUUGAUUCUAACUGAGUAUCAUUUGAUUCGAUCUAAUUCUAUUAAGCUUUCCAAAACUUAACGGAAAGACUCAGAUUCAUUGAAAAAUAUAAAAUUCACAUGAACGUAAAAAUAAAAAGUAAUACAAAUGUAUAAUCUAAACGUGAUCUUCAUUAAAUCCAAAAUCCAAUAUCUUCGAUAUUUGGCGCCAACCGCAGGACCGUGCCAUCACGACGUAAGCACCAUCGACGUGAACUCCAACAACACCCACCACCACCAUCACCACCAUCACCACCACCAUCAUCACCGCGGACACAACCAGCACGACCAUCGGCCUCAAGACCGAAUUCCAUCGUCCUCCUCGAUGUCUACCUUGCUAUGCUGCGAGCCAGUGUCGGCUGGCCGGCCUCGGGCCAAUCUGAAGCUCGUGCUGAACCGCAGCCUGAGCGAGCCAGGACCGAGUCCCUGUGCCUUCCCAGCACCGCCGGCGGCGUCGCCGAUCGCCGUUAACAAUAACAACAAUAGCAACAACAAUCCCACUGAGCCGCCCUCGAUAGUGAUCAACGAGGAGGCGAACGGCGACGACGAAGACGACGACGUCCACCGUCGUGGCUUCCACCAUCUCCACUACCAUCAUCAUCAUCAUCAUCACCAUCUCCACCAUCUUCACCACCAUCAGCACCUGUCAGUGACCACAAAGCGUUGCAAACUGGAGACUGUCAGCCUGCCUACCAGCCCCUGCGCCGAGAACGGCCUUCAUCGCCAGCUAGUGCUAAGCAAGACCCGCGUCAUCACCGCCGACGACCUCGCCCAGCGUCUCGUGCAUCUCGAACGACCCUCCGCCGUUCCGCCAGUGAUUCUGGAUUGCAGACCGUUUAUACUUUACAACGUCAAUCACGUACGCGGUGCCAUUAACGUCAACUGCUCGGAUCGCUUCAACCGACGCAGACUACAGCUGGGGAAGGCCACUCUCGCCGAUCUCGCAACCGCUCGCGAGAGCAAAGAGCUGCUCAGGAAGAGACAGUUCAAGGAAGUCAUAGUGUACGACGAUUGUACCGACGACCUGGAACACUUGCCCGCUCAGCACCCGUUGUUCCUGGUACUUGCUGCACUCGUGGACGACGAUCGGGAGCCGGCUCUGCUAAUCGGUGGACACCGGGAGUUCCACAAGCGGCAUCGAGACCUAUGCGAGGACACGCUUCUGCCGAACGGCGCGGCCGCCGCUGCCGCUGCCGCCGCCGCCGUCGCCGAUCCGUCGACGACGACGGUGAGCGGCUGCACGAGUCCUGGACCGGGUUGUCCCGUGCUGAGCAUCUCCGGCCCGCCGACCCCGCAGCCGGCCGACAUCGACAGUCACCCGGCGUCCCGCGUGCUGCCGUUCCUUUACCUCGGUAACGGCCGGGACGCCGCCGAUCUGCAGCUACUGCGCGCCCUCGGCGCCACCCGGGUGCUGAACGUCACAUCGCAGCUGCCCGGCUACCACGAGGAACGGGGUAUCACGUACAGGCAGAUACCCGCCUCGGACUCCGGCCAUCAGAACCUCAAGCAGUACUUCGAGGAAGCGUUCGAUUUCAUCGAGGAAGCGCGGAAGGCUGGAAGCAGCGUGCUGGUGCACUGUCAAGCUGGUGUGUCGCGCAGCGCAACAAUCGCGAUCGCUUACAUAAUGCGGCACAAAGGCCUGUCGAUGGUGGAGGCGUACAAACUGGUGAAAAACGCGCGUCCGAUCAUCAGUCCGAACCUGAACUUCAUGGGUCAGCUGUUGGAGCUCGAGCAGGGCCUGCGGGCGUCCGGUGACGUCGCCAACUCCGCGCCGGAGGAGCCCACGACGGCGACGACAACGUCAACGACGACGACGACGUCGUCGACGGCAGCGACGACGACGGGCAGUUGUCAUCAGUGCAGGUGGAGUCAUCAGCCUAACAGCGAGGAGGUAGUCACCUCCGGCUGUAGCGUCUGAGACCGGGCAUCUCUCUCGUAUCUUCUUUUUCCGGCCUCUUUCGAGAGUACCGGAUCGUCGGCGACGGCGUCGGUGCCGCAAAGACGCAAACAUAUCCUGAGAGAUCACUAAAAGUGAAUGUCGACGUCCUUCCUGCGCCUCUACGCGACAAACCCGGACGAAUAAAAACGUAGUUCGCGGGAUUGGAUCGCCGAGAUCGUCUGAAGAUACCGGAUUCAACCGUACGAAGAUUCUGCAAGCAGGAACAAUGAUGCCCACGGCGUCCUUUUUCACGAAAUCCCGGAAUGCGGAUCUGCGGAAUUUUCGGUUUUUCCAAUCUUCGCGUCACACGACAUUUGACUUGUCGAGUUUUUCACCUCAGGCUCUUCAGCCUAGAAAUUAUUGGCUCUUAAGUCUUUUUUUAAGAAUUAGUACGUUUUUCCCCCGGAUUCUGUGCCUUCGGGACGACCAUUCAAUUAAAAAUGGUGAAGUCAAACUGCCGAACUGACAAAUCGCGACUUAUUAAGGGACUCGAAGGGACACAAAUGUGUGAAGAAGACACGUCGUAUUUUUACGAAAGAUGAUUUAUCUCUAUGGAUGAUUAAAUUAUUAUUCCUUAUUAGUGCCACAUACAGAAAUUAGUCCAUAUGUCCUACAUGCAAUAAUAAAUCAGCUCGAAACGUUACGAAUGCGAUGUAACUUCUUCAUACGUAUAUCCAGGAAAAAAAAAGAUAGUUACAGGAAGAUUCUCCACUGCGGAGAGGCGUAAAGUGGCAGGGAGCGUAUUUCACGUGAGAAGAAUUCGAGCACGCUCGCUUCCAGCUUCGAUAACGAGCAGCAGCGCGUCGCGAUUAUUUAUUUUCGAGUGACGUUCGCGCGAACGGUGAACAUAACUUGUACUUACGACACACAGUGUUCCAUAAUACGCCUGGUCGAGUCGAUAGAGAGGCAAGUGAAAACAUGCAGAAUGCUCGCCUACGAGCUUCUCAUUAAACGGUUGACUGUCGUCUGACAUUGUUUAUGUAAGAGGAAGCGAGGGAGGAAGAUACGAAAUAUCGGAGGAAGUAAUUGUUCCAAUGAUUAAUUAUAGGCAGCUUAUAACAUGGAAAUGAAACUCAGGACAAAACAUUGAAAAUUUAUUCUCAUAAUUUUGAGAUUGAUGAAUAAUCGAUUAUUAUUAGAGAUCUAUAAGUUUCUAUUAUUGAGAUAUUAUUUAACAUUAGACAUAUGUACAUUUCACAGUUUGAGCACAUGUUAAUAUAAAAGUUAACAGUAUAUACAUAAUUAUUCCCAAAUUAGUUAGCCUCACUGAUCUUACGCGACACUUUAAACAUC